Cornus florida is the source of this 1677-nucleotide messenger RNA. RefSeq lists its product as uncharacterized. Lineage: Eukaryota; Viridiplantae; Streptophyta; Magnoliopsida; Cornales; Cornaceae. Bases 1 to 1677 code for a protein of 558 amino acids. Gene Ontology annotation, molecular function: RNA-DNA hybrid ribonuclease activity; nucleic acid binding. The record is from RefSeq and is a predicted model, not a curated record. Gene Ontology annotation, biological process: DNA integration. The transcript has a single exon.
AUGGAAGAAUUCAAAUGGGAUGACACAUAUCAAAGGGCAUUUGACCAGAUUAAGAAAUACUUGUCGACUCCUCCUGUCAUGAUGCCACCAAGGAAGAAAUGGCCGAUGAAGUUAUAUUUAUCGGCUACUGAAGAAUCCAUUAGAGCUAUGUUAGCACAAGAAAAUGAAGUAGGAAGUGAGCAAGCAAUAUAUUAUCUUAGCCGAGUUUUAACUCUAGUCGAGUGUAGAUAUACACCAAUUGAGAAAUUAUGUUUGGCUUUGUAUUUUGUAGCAAUGAAAUUAAGAGUCUAUAUGUUGCCUGUUUUGGUUUAUAUUGUUUGUCAAACCUAUCUUAUAAAGUAUAUGUUAUCAAGGCCAUUAAUCACAGGCCGGAUUGGCAAAUGGGCUUUGGCACUAAUGGAAUUCAAGUUUGCAUAUGUUCCACAAAAGGCAAUUAAGGGAAGAGCAUUGGCAGACUUUCUUGCCGAUCAUCCAUCACCUGAAAUUGAAUCACAAGUGUUUGAUGAGCUUGACUCGGUAGCUAUAUUCAUGACCCCUUGGACUUUAAUGUUUGAUGGGUCGAGUACCAGUGAAGGGUCAGGAGCUGGCAUUGUGCUAAUAUCCCCAACAGGGAAUCAAAUUUCGUUUUCUUUCUUUUUGGAUUUCAGGUGCUCAAAUAAUCAAGCCGAGUAUGAAGCAUUGAUUAUGGGCUUGGAAAUUCUGCUAGAAAUGGCAGUCAAAGACGUCCACAUUGUGGGAGAUUCGAGUUUAGUGAUUAAUCAAAUCUCAGAAGACUUUAGAUGCUUGAAUUGGCAAUUAAGACCAUUCCAUUCAUUGGUAACCCAAUUGGUUAACCAAUUUCAUAAUGUGACUUUGGAAUAUAGACCAAAGGCCAUGAAUAAAAUAGCUAAUGAUUUAGCACAGAUUGCUUCAGGAGUUAGGGUUUCGAGUGGUAUGAAGGAAAAGAUAAUGAAGAUUACACGCCGAUCUCUUCCAUCGGCUGAAAUAAGAAAUCAAGUUAUGGAAGAAGUCUUUGCCACUGAUGUUGCUGAGUUGGAUGAUGAUGAUUGGCGAAUCCUUUACAUCUUGUUCUUGCAACAUCCAACUCAAGAAACUGACCGAAGAAUAAAGAGAAGUAUAGUUGACUAUGUGCUUAUGGAUGGAGAUCUUUAUAAAAGAUCGGCUGAUGAUGGUUUGUUAUUUCAGUGCAUUAGUAAGUUUGAGGGUUUGAAGAUUAUGGCCAAGGUACAUGAAGGGAUAUGUGGAGCUUACCAAGCCGGCAUAAAGAUGAGAUGGUUGAUACGCCGAUAUGGAUAUUAUUGGCCUGGAAUGAGAAAAGAUUGUAUGACUUAUGCAAAAGGUUGUAUAGACUGUCAAAAGCAUGGCCCAAUACAGUGGGUUCCAGCAAUAGAAUUACAAUUAUUAGUUAAACCAUGGCCUUUCAGAGGUUGGGCCAUGGAUCUAAUCAACAAGAUUAAUCCGCCUUCAUCAAAAGGUCAUCAUUGGAUUAUUUUAGCUAUCGAUUAUUUUACUAUGUGGGUUGAAGCCGAGGAAUAUGUCUCAGUAACUCAUAACACUGUGAUACAAUUUCUAGAGCGACAUAUCUUUCAUCGAUUUGGUUUACCAGAAACAAUCGUUGCCGAUAAUGGACCUGUGUUUCGAGCAAAUAAAGUAUUACAACUCGGCAUUGAUAUGUAA